Molecule: messenger RNA, 735 nt
Organism: Fusarium verticillioides 7600
Lineage: Eukaryota; Fungi; Ascomycota; Sordariomycetes; Hypocreales; Nectriaceae
Exons: 2
Coding region: 96-461 (121 amino acids)
Source: RefSeq, a predicted model, not a curated record
GCAAAUGAGAAGAUGCAACGUCAGUAAUUUCACCAACACUCUAUCAAUUCUCGAAUUCAUCACUCAAUCUUCACAUCAACAUCACAUUUUUCAACAUGUCGACCACUACAGUAACUCACACCCAAAACGGCGAUUUUCACAGCUCCAUCCUCCGCGAUUAUGAGCUUCACCAUUCUCAAGCCCGUGAGGAAUCGCCUGAUUGUCGAACAUCGCCUGUGACGUCCGCAGAGCAUCCGGAGUUUGAUCUGCCGCAUCGUCGUGUGCCGGAGUAUAGACCGCUUAAUCGAGAUGAGGCGCAUGUCAAUGGCGUUCGCGUCUAUACAAGCCCGGCUGAAAGGUUCUUUAUCACCGCUAUGUUUAGAGGCCUAAGUGUCAACGCUGGCGCUGCUCAGUAUUGGAGGGCAUCGAUUGGGAGGUUUACGGAUAAGGUUUGGAAGUACCAAAUUGGAGGAGAGUUUUAGAUCGGCAGUUGAUUUAUUUGAGGGUCGGAGUUUACUAUUGAGUUUCUUUUCGUAUUCAGACACAUACCAGUUCUAUCGAAUUACUACAUUUUUCAUUCUGACCUUUGUUAUAUGUACAUAAUCAGCAACUGUCCUUGUAAGAGAUAGCUCAAGUAGUCAAGCUAGAACUAUGAAGCUAGGAUCAUUGGUAAACGAUUCUAUAAAUGACCCCAUAGUUUAGGCAUAUAUAAACCUCUAUCCUACUUCAAGGUGCUUUCGGAAAACCAUAAAAGCU